GUCUCCAAAAUUCAAAUCUCCUUCUCUAGCCCGCUCUUCACUUCACAUCUCAUUUCAGAAACAGAAAGUCAGUGAGCGAGCGAGCGAGCGAAAGAGAGAGAAACGCACAGUUAACUUUUCAAAAUAGAGAAACGUUUUUUUAUUUUUGUUCUUCCCAGUGGAGGAUUGGAUCUAACAGGACAGAAACGUUUCACUCUUUCGCUCUCAGUAACUGUAAAUCGGAGAUUUGGAAGCGAUGUCUGCUCGUCACGAGAAAGAGAAAGGAGUUAAUGUUCAGGUUCUUCUUCGUUGCAGGCCAUUUAGCGACGAGGAAUUGAGGAAUAAUGCGCCACAGGUUGUCACUUGCAACGAUUAUCAGAGAGAGGUCUCCGUCUCACAAAGUAUUGCUGGGAAGCAUAUAGAUAGAGUUUUCACUUUCGACAAGGUUUUUGGUCCUUCAGCUCAGCAAAAAGAUCUUUACGAGCAAGCAGUGGUGCCUAUUGUAAAUGAAGUUCUAGAAGGUUUUAACUGUACCAUUUUUGCAUAUGGUCAAACUGGCACAGGUAAAACAUACACAAUGGAAGGGGAAUGCAAAAGGGCAAAGAGUGGGCCAAACGGAGAAUUGCCUCCUGAAGCAGGGGUUAUACCUAGAGCUGUUAAGCAAAUUUUUGAUACACUUGAGAGCCAGAAUGCAGAAUAUAGUGUGAAGGUUACUUUUUUAGAACUUUACAAUGAGGAGAUCACUGAUUUGCUUGCCCCAGAUGAAAUUUCUAAAGUUGUUUUGGAGGAGAAGCAAAAAAAGCAAUUGCCUUUGAUGGAGGAUGGGAAAGGUGGAGUUCUUGUAAGAGGUUUAGAGGAGGAAAUAGUAACAAGUGCAAGUGAGAUAUUUACGCUUCUUGAAAGAGGGUCCGCCAAACGUCGGACUGCAGAAACUUUGUUAAAUAAGCAAUCAAGUCGGUCGCAUUCGCUUUUCUCCAUUACUAUUCAUAUUAAAGAAGCGACUCCUGAAGGUGAAGAACUAAUCAAAUGUGGUAAGCUGAAUUUGGUUGAUCUGGCUGGUUCAGAAAAUAUCUCUCGUUCUGGCGCCAGGGAGGGCCGUGCAAGAGAAGCCGGUGAAAUCAACAAAAGUUUACUUACUCUGGGUCGUGUCAUUAAUGCUCUUGUAGAGCAUCUUGGGCAUAUCCCAUACAGGGAUAGCAAGCUCACAAGGUUACUUCGUGAUUCACUUGGUGGAAGAACCAAAACAUGCAUUAUAGCAACAGUUUCACCAGCUGUUCAUUGUUUAGAGGAGACCUUGAGCACACUGGAUUAUGCACACAGAGCCAAGAAUAUAAAAAAUAAGCCUGAGGUGAACCAAAAAAUGAUGAAAUCAACUCUUAUCAAAGACCUUUAUGGAGAGAUUGAAAGGCUCAAAUCAGAGGUUUAUGCUGCGCGAGAGAAAAAUGGGGUUUACAUCCCGAAGGAUCGAUAUUAUCAGGAGGAGAGUGAAAGGAAGGCCAUGGCAGAUCAGAUUGAACAAAUGGGAGGUACAAUAGAAAACCAUCAGAAGCAAAUGGAGGAGUUGCAAGUAAGAUAUGAUGCCCAGGUUCAGCAAUGUUCUGACUUGAGCAGAAAACUUGAUGCAACUGAGAAAGACUUAAGUCAAACGUGCAAACUGCUUACCAAUACUGAGGAUGAAUUGAAGAAAUGUCGUUACACUUUGAAGGAGAAAGACUUUAUCAUAUCCGAACAGAGAAAAGCAGAGAAUGCUCUUGCUCAUCAAGCUUGUGUUUUACGAUCUGACUUGGAGAAAGCUCUUCAAGAUAAUGCUUCUUUAUUCCAAAAGAUUGGUAGAGAAGAUAAGCUCAAUGCUGAUAAUAGAGCAGUGGUGAGCAAUUUCCAGGUGGAGCUCUCCCAACAAAUCAGUUCUCUUCAGGGCAUGGUGGCUUCAUCUAUGGUGAGACAGGAUGAACAUAUUCAAUGUGUUGAGAAACUUUGUCAUUCUUUCCUAGACAUCCAUGACAAGGCUGUCAAGGAUAUGAAGAAAAAAUUGACAGCUUCAAGGGCUUUGUAUAUUUCCCACGUUGAAGCGGUGCAAAAUGUUGUGAGGUUGCACAAGGCUAGCUCUAUUGCUGGCUUAGAGGAAAUUUCAUCUUCAGUUUCUUCUAAUGCACAAUCUAUUGAAGAUUAUCUCGCAUCAGAGGCUGGUCAGGCUGCUUCAAUAUUUGAUGAUCUUCAGAGUACUCUAUCAACCCACCAGGGAGAAAUGGCUCUUUUUGCUAGAGAACUACGUCAGAAAUUCCAUGUUAGUGGUGAGAGAACAAAGGAGAUUUCUGACUACAUGAAUGGAUUUCUCCAAAAGCUUUUGGAACAAUCUAAAUGGCUUCAAAAUCAUGGAGCACAUGCUGAUGAAACUCAACUAAAGAGCAUUGCUGAUUUUCAGAAGGCUUAUGAGGAGCAAUCGAAAUCUGAUGCUGAGAAGCUUGUAGCUGAUAUCAGCAAUCUGGUCUCUAGCCACAUUCGGCGUCAAAAGGAGCUGGUGGAUGCAAGGCUUGUUGAUCUCAGAGAAACUGCUAUAGGAAACAGGGGAAUUUUGGAUGGACAUGUAUAUUCAAUGGAGGUUGUAACGACAGAUGCAAAGCGAAAAUGGCAGGAAUUUUCGAUGCAAGCAGAGAAUGAUGCUAAGGAUGCUGCUGAUUACUCUGCUGUCAAACAUUGUCGCAUGGAGUUACUUCUACAGCAAAGUCUAAGUACUACUGAGUCUGCUUUCAAGCACUGGAAAAUGACCCAUGAAUCAGUGAAUGAGAUGGGCCAUAAACAUGUUUCCUCUCUGUCGUCACUUACCAGAAAUGCAUGUGAUAGCAUUGAGCAACAUGAUGUUGAGAUUGAUUCUGCAAGGGUUGCAACUGAGCAAGAUGUGGCAAGGAACAGUGAAGAUUUCAUUCAGCAUAUCGACAAUAUGUCGGAGCAGGAGCGGGGGUCUGUAUCUGGAAUCUUGGAAGCUGUCAAAGCUCAUGUAGAUACGCUAACGAGUUUCAGGGAGGAUCAUUCUGGCCAAGCUGUAGCCAUUGAGGACAAGGCGCACAAAACCUUCGUGCAGCAUUAUAUGGAUUAUGAGCCAACAGGCUCAACACCAACGAGAUGUGAGCCAGACGUCCCCAGUAAAGGGACAAUUGAGUCACUACGAGCAAUGCCAAUGGAAGCUCUUCUGGAGGAGUUCCGAGAAAACAAUUCUUAUGAAUCAUCUGAGGUGAAGGAGUUGAAACCAUCUUUAAUACCACGGUCACCCCUUGUACAACUGAACUAGUAACAGGCUUGUCGUUUUCCUAAUAUACUUGCUAGCGAAAAGCCAAUAUGUAUCUGUACGAAUAGUGUAUAUUGUCAUUAUUUCCAUCUGAAAAAUUGUCAGGCUGCAGCACUGAAAAAGAGGGUGGGGUGGCAGAGGCUGUAUUGCAAUAUUUCUGGUGUCUAGGAUAAGUUUAUCCCAUCUUGGGAUUCAGUAAUAUGUAGGUCAGUAGAAGGGAUGUAAAAUGAGGCAGGUGCUCCACACUUGGUGAUUUAUAUUUUAUUAUGGGAUACUGGAUCUAUUAAUCAAAUUUCUGGGUAAAAUGUAUGGGCAUUACAUUCUUGGUUACUUGAGAGUGGAAGUGGAAAGUUAACUUUUUGGCAGUCA
Messenger RNA from Ricinus communis (castor bean), 3631 nucleotides. Its product is annotated as kinesin-like protein KIN-5C. Gene Ontology annotation, molecular function: ATP binding; plus-end-directed microtubule motor activity; microtubule binding. The transcript has 23 exons. The record is from RefSeq and is a predicted model, not a curated record. NCBI's taxonomy places the organism in Eukaryota, Viridiplantae, Streptophyta, Magnoliopsida, Malpighiales, Euphorbiaceae. Gene Ontology annotation, biological process: microtubule-based movement. Bases 236 to 3265 code for a protein of 1009 amino acids.